UCUUCAACUACCAAGUACACAGAAUGACUAACAAUAUUGAAUCACCGAUGUGCAACGGUAGGACUUCAUCCUGCCCACUCAAGGUCAUUAUUAUCGGUGCAGGAAUCUCGGGCCUUUCCGCUGCCAUCUGCCUGGCAAAGGCUGGACAUAUCGUCACAGUCUUAGAGAGCCGAUCUGACCUUCGAGAGAUUGGUGCAGGAAUCCAAAUUGCUCCCAACACGUCUCGCCUCCUCAUUCGAUGGGGUCUUAAACCUUCGUUAGACGAGGUUUCCGACCUCCCUGAAGAUUUCUCUGUGUUACGGUACGACAACGGCAGUGUCUUGGACUUUGUGCCCUAUGGAUCUGCUAUGGCCGAAGCACAAGGUGCUCCGUAUUAUUGCCUACACAGACGCGACUUAAUUGACAUACUGCACGACACUGCGCGUCCGCUGGUGAAGAGCAGGCUCAACAGCAAAGUAACUUCAAUCGACCCCGCCAACGUCUCCGUCACUUUACACACGGGCGAAGUCCUCGAAGCUGAUCUUAUCAUCGGCGCUGAUGGCAUUAAUAGUGUUACGCGUGAUAUUGUGGCAGAAGUGCCAGUUCGCUCUAUACCCAGCGGAGAAGCCGCCUUUCGUGCUACCAUCGACACAACUCGGAUGCUGUCUGAUCCCGACCUUCGUCCUUUGGCCGAAAAGCCGCAAAUCAGCGCAUGGAUAGGACCCCACAAGCACGUAGUCGGAUAUAAUAUAGGAAGAAAUAAAUACAACUUCGUUAUACUCCACGAAGACGACACCGAGGAUUCCAUGGCCUUAUGGACUCGACCUGGAGAUAUCGAACAAAUGAAGAAGGAAAUUUCUGGUUGGGAGCCUCGAGUUGGAAAACUAUUGGACCUUGUCACCUCUUCGAUCGUAGGCUCUCUCAAAGGUCUCGAAACUCCACUGCAGUCUUGGGUGCAUAAGAAUGGACGCAUUUCUUUAAUCGGGGAUGCUUGUCACCCAAUGUUGCCAUAUCGGGCGCAAGCUGCCUCAAUGGCCAUCGAAGAUGCCACCGUGCUCGGUAACCUGUUCGCCCACAUCACAGACAAAGAUCAAAUCCCAUCUCUCUUAGAAGCCUACGAAAGUCUCCGACGCCCUCGUGCUACCGAAACCACCGAUGGCUGUUGGUCUGAUAAGACAAUGUUUCACCUGGAAGACGGUCCGGAACAACGUGCGCGAGAUGAGGCUCUCAAAGCGAUGAUGGGCAAGAUUUCCGGGAGCGGUCGGAACUACGACGUUCAAUAUGGGUAUGAUGUGGAUGCAGUUAUGACUGAUUGGUGGAAAGAGCGUGACUAGGAUUCCAUACCCACACAAAUACAUGACGGAUGAAAUUUCGAAUAGACACUUUCUGGGGCUUUGACAAGAUAUUCUUAGCGCCAACCACGGAACGAUAAAGGUUUGCUGGGUUUUGGACCUAGUAAUGUUCCCACUUGACAUUCUGCUGACGCAAGAGACCUUAUCCUGGGUAACAAAGCAUGUUAAGUUGAAGAUCAUACACUACCUGUUCCACAGUGUCAACAGCUUUUGCCGAUUACGUACUAAACGCAUAGCAUGAGUUUUUUGGGUUAUAUGAGGGUAAGACAAGACAUAGUGUGAUACUAUUUCUAUGGACGGAGGCCAUGCGAAUUUUGUGCCUGGAGGCAUAGUCAGUAGCAGGAUGGCUGAAGGCUGGGCGUUCGGAUUCUUGCGCCGAGUAAUG
Molecule: messenger RNA, 1716 nt
Organism: Guyanagaster necrorhizus
Lineage: Eukaryota; Fungi; Basidiomycota; Agaricomycetes; Agaricales; Physalacriaceae
Product: FAD/NAD(P)-binding domain-containing protein
Exons: 10
Coding region: 24-1313 (429 amino acids)
Molecular function (GO): FAD binding; monooxygenase activity
Source: RefSeq, a predicted model, not a curated record